CGAUGAUCCCUUCCAAUCCCCUCCUUACUUUAUAAAAUACCUAUGCUGCUCUAGUAUAUUCUUUUACUCAGUUUCAGGACAUUAGAGAGUCUAUCGACAGACUCUUUGAGUACUGUCCGUCGAUAUGGCUCCCUCCUUGGGAUUUUGGGAGUCAGCAGACCCAAGACAGCCGACUACAGCUCGCGAAUUUGCUGAUGGGCUCUCACCUAAGAACAUUUUAUACAUUGAUGCUUAUGAUUCAUUUUCUUAUAAUGUCGUUGCCAUGCUGGAAGAAGUUCUCGGGGCUAAAGUUACUGUCUUGAGGAUUGAUUCACCGUGGCCGAAUGGCGACAUGGCUGACUAUGUGCAGCAUUUCGAGGCCAUUGUUCUCGGACCUGGUCCGGGCGAUCCGCAUAUAUCUCAAGACGUGGGGAUCAUGAGAGAUGUCUGGAAUCUGAAUGACAGAGACCUUCUGCCCAUUUUUGGCAUAUGUCUUGGCUUCCAGAGUCUAUGUUUGCACCAAGGUGCUUCAAUUCGUCGGCUUCCAUAUCCUAUUCAUGGACAAGUUCGUCGUGUACAGACAACACAGGAGGACAUUUUCCGGGGCGUUCAAGGUUUGGAGGUUACGCUUUACCACUCGCUCUACGCCGAAAUGCAGCCAAUGACUGCAGAGAUCUCUAGCCACAUGCCAACCAACGGCUUCGUUGCGCAGGAUCUCGAUCUUCUGGCCUGGUUGUCCGUUGAGCAAGAGAACAUAGCCCACCAACCAUUGAUUCCCAUGGCUGUGCGUCACAACAAGAAGCCAUUCUGGGCGGUUCAAUUUCAUCCUGAAUCCUGCAAGUCAGAUAGAAGAGCAUGCAGCCACCUGCUCAAGAAAUGGUGGGAUAUGGCUCUGCAUUACAACAAACUGAACGGACGAGGCAGCUACAGAAGCGUUUCCACUGCUUCUCCGAGGUCAUCUAGUGACCCGUCUCCCAUCCCGGACAUCAUUCACACCAUGUUAGAGUGGAGCGCAUCGACGUCGAGCCGCUCCUCCUUCCGAGAUUUCACGUCCCAGACAUUAGAGGCUGAGACGAUAUGCGAAGCUUUCAACAGCCCAGGAUCAUCAACUGUCCUGUUCAAAUCCAACGGCCGAUACAGCGUCAUCUCUGUACCUAGCCCUGGCACUUGGAGGUUAGAGUACUCAGCACAGGAAGAGCGUGUACUUUUGAUAAGGCUCCCUGCUGGUAGCAUCAGAGACCCACUUGGCGACAAACAGACUGUGAUCAGGAGUUGCUUGCCAGUUUUUCAAUUCUGGAACACACUCCGGCUACUCAUGGAAACCAAGAAAGUUGUUCAUGGCAAUGAUACCGUUCCUUUCUGUGCCGGCCUUUUGGGAUACUUCUCUUAUGAGAUGGGGCUGGCUUCCAUUGCUCGUCCAGAAAGUCAUGCUCAAGACUUUCAAGGGAACCACACCUCUAGAGCCGGUGCUUCUUUGACUGACCCAGCGGAUGCCAGCUUCUUAUGGACUGAAAGGAGCGUCGUGCUCGACCAUCUCACUGGGCGCAUCACUAUUCAGUCGACUCGUGAGACAGACGACUUGCCUAACGGAUGGCUAGAUGAUGCUUUGCUGUCUCUUCGGAGGCUUGCCACUACUGAUACAUCCGGUGAGAUCGAACAUGUGGCUGCAGAUACACAAUCAUUGAAUAACAUCCUUGAGCGGGGUGUGGUGCAAUUUCCGGAUCGGCAAGUGUACGAAAACCAAUUCGACGCCUGUCGUGAACAACUGCUAGCUGGUGAAUCGUACGAGCUAUGCCUUACCUGCGAGACCACCAUCACCUUGCCCAUAGCAGACAGCGACAGUGGACGCAAGGAAUUUCCUUGGAAACUAUACCGCCGCCUUCAAAAACACAACCCGGCCGCCUUUAGUGCCUACGCCAAAUUGGGAGAACUGAAGAUUGUCAGCAGCAGUCCCGAAUGCUUCCUUAACUGGGAUCGUCACUCUAUGCUUGAAAUGAAGCCGAUGAAAGGCACUGUGAGGAAAACAAAGGACAUGACCCUUGAAAAGGCACGCGAUAUACUGGGGAGUACCAAAGAGAUGGCGGAAAAUCUCAUGAUUGCCGAUCUUAUCCGACACGACCUCUAUGGCAUUUGUGGCUCGGGUGCUGUGCAUGUAGAGAAACUUCUCGAAGUCGAGGAUCAUGGUCGCGUUUACCAGAUGAUUACGCACGUCAUAGGGCGGGUUGACCCCAAUCGGCCCGGGUUCGCGGUUCAAGAUAUGCCACAAUUGCAUUCAUCUGGGAUGUCAGCGUAUGGUCUAACGGCGCUGCAACGAUGCCUUCCACCUGGCUCUAUGACCGGUGCGCCUAAGGAACGAUCGUGCCUACACCUUUCCUCAAUUGAGAACCGAAAACGAGGCAUUUACUCCGGUGCAAUGGGCUUCCUCGACCUUGGCGGAGGAGGGAGCUUUUCGGUCUUGAUUCGCACCGCUUUCAAUUGUGCUGAAGACGAUGAUCCCAACCAGGUUUGGCGCAUCGGCGCAGGCGGUGCGGUGACCAUACUUAGCACCGCUGAGGGCGAAUGGGAAGAGAUGUCAACCAAACUAAGAACCGUCCUUGGUGCAUUCGUGCCGCUCGACGAUGGACCUGUUAAGGCCGCCUAGGACUCUUCGCCAGUGUUUUCUACAGCAUACGACGCGCUUCCCUUUUUCUAUUCAAGUCAACCUAUACUCUCUCUGGCCUGCUUGGUCGCAAGCGGGACGUUGCAGGAAAUCGCAUUCAACAUCUAGAGCAUGCUUUGGUGCGGUGUUUUGAGUUUGUACAGUACAUGCGUUUCGGGCAGACGAGAUUUGAAGCUUUGGCGAAUCUUUUCCAACUUAUUCUUUUCAACAAGAUACCCUACUAGCAUAUCGCGAUUCGGAU
Messenger RNA from Aspergillus homomorphus CBS 101889, 2879 nucleotides. It is a transcript of the gene pabA, whose product is annotated as aminodeoxychorismate synthase pabA. The transcript has a single exon. Bases 125 to 2620 code for a protein of 831 amino acids. NCBI's taxonomy places the organism in Eukaryota, Fungi, Ascomycota, Eurotiomycetes, Eurotiales, Aspergillaceae. Gene Ontology annotation, biological process: L-tryptophan biosynthetic process. The record is from RefSeq and is a predicted model, not a curated record.